This is a messenger RNA of Chinchilla lanigera (long-tailed chinchilla), 2452 nucleotides long. It is a transcript of the gene Ogfrl1, whose product is annotated as opioid growth factor receptor-like 1. Gene Ontology annotation, molecular function: opioid growth factor receptor activity. Gene Ontology annotation, cellular component: membrane. NCBI's taxonomy places the organism in Eukaryota, Metazoa, Chordata, Mammalia, Rodentia, Chinchillidae. The record is from RefSeq and is a predicted model, not a curated record.
GAUGGUGAUUCCACUGAAGCAACUGCUAAACCAAAGAGAAGUUUUUAUGCUGCGAGGGAUUUGUACAAAUACCGACAUCAGUACCCAAACUUCAAAGAUAUCCGGUAUCAAAAUGAUUUGAGCAAUCUUCGUUUUUAUAAGAAUAAAAUUCCAUUUAAGCCAGAUGGUGUUUACAUUGAAGAAGUUCUGAAUAAAUGGAAAGGCGAUUACGAGAAGCUGGAGCACAACCACACUUACAUUCAAUGGCUAUUUCCCCUGAGAGAACAAGGCUUGAACUUUUAUGCUAAAGAACUAACUACAUAUGAAAUUGAGGAGUUCAAAAAGACAAAAGAAGCAAUUAGAAGAUUCCUCUUGGCUUAUAAAAUGAUGCUGGAGUUUUUUGGAAUAAAAUUGAUCGAUAAAACGGGGAAUGUUGCUCGGGCUGUGAACUGGCAGGAAAGAUUUCAGCAUCUAAAUGAGUCUCAGCACAACUAUUUAAGAAUCACCCGCAUUCUUAAAAGCCUUGGUGAGCUUGGAUACGAAAGUUUUAAAUCCCCUCUUGUAAAAUUUAUUCUUCACGAGGCCCUUGUGGAAAACACCAUUCCCAAUAUUAAGCAGAGCGCUCUGGAGUAUUUUGUUUAUACCAUCAGAGACAGAAGAGAAAGGAGAAAGCUCCUGCGAUUUGCCCAGAAACAUUACAAGCCUUCGGAGAACUUCAUCUGGGGUCCACCCAGGAAAGAGCAGGCUGAGGCCGGCAAGGGCCAGAGAGCGGCUGCCCCAGCCACCUCCAGUCACAGCAGUCAGACUUCUAUGCACAAAAAAGCCAAGGACUCCAAAAAUUCCUCCACGGCUGUUCACUUAAAUAGCAAAACCACAGAAGAAAAGAAAGUGGCACCCAAAGAGCCCGGGGAGGGGACAGAGAAGCCCAGCUCAGAGCCCCAUGGUGACCCUGGAAAGCCCACAAACUCCCAGGACAGUGGGGCUGAAAGUGUGAAUUCACAACCAGAAAAAACAGCCAGCGACCCUGCAGAAAAAGUGGAGAGUUCGUCUCCCUCGGAGAAAGAUGAAGAAGGUGAAAAUCAUAGCGAAGACUGCAAAAACACUGAGAGUACCAGCUGCGAGAACGAAGUCCCAUGACAGCGAAUCCCCAGCAAACCACAACCCGGAGGGAAAAACUAUCUUAGGACUUCCUCUUAAAGAACAAGGUCCAGGUCAUAUUCCCCAUGGUAGCCAUCUGUUCGUGAUCUCUGUCGUAAACUUCUUUUUUUUUAAUUUUCAAUGAGAAUGAAUUGGAUACUUAAUAAGUUUUGAGAGGAGAGCCAAUGAAUGAAUGUUUUAAGAUGUGAGUUUUCAGAUUCUCUAUAUGAUUUAGGUUGUUUUCAAGACCUCUAGAAAAAAAUCACAUAGCAUCUGGUUUACUGCAGACUUUGUUUUGAGAGGUUAGUCUACGUGAAGAAAAUCAAGGGAAGAAUUUCAUUGUAUCACCACACCUUUGCCUGAUUUUUGGAUUUUUUGAAGCUGGAGGAAAGUGUUUUGGUCUUCUCAAAUAUAUUCAGAAAAUAAUUCGGAUUCUUUAACACACCUCCAUGUGCUUAUUUUUAGAGUCUGAUAAGUGGAACGGAUAUCACUGGAAAACUGUGCCCUACCCGGCCCGUUUAGUGGCACCCGUCUUUUCCUGUCUCUUUCUUCACCCUGACCUCCACCUUCGUCAGCUGCCACGUGCAUUUCUAGUGCAUUAGCGUGGUUUCCUGUGUCAACAUCUAAGUGAGACCGAGAGGGACUUCUAAUGGUCUGAUUUCAGAAAUUUUCUUUGUUUAAAAUAAUGAAAAUGUUUUCUCCUUUAAAAGCUUAAAAACAAAUUUUGGUGCAAAAGUUAAAAAAAGGAGUUUGCUUAUUAUGGCUACUCAAUAUAAAGUGGGCGGUUGCUUCAGGUUAUAGAUGACUGGAGCAUUAACGGGAAGGGAAAUGAUUCAUUUUCAAAAGGCAUGCCUCUUGCACUGUCAAUAAGCAGUAGUUCUGUCAACUGCUAAACUUGGUGUUAUGUAAAUUAUGAAUUUACUAAUGUUGCUUAUUUGUCAAUGUCUCUUAAAAAUGUGUAUAUAUAUAUAUAUAUAUAUAUAUAUUGUGCAACUUGAAGUUGUCAGACUUUGAAAUUGAGAAUCAUUUGAAAUUCCAUAUACUCAGUUCUAAUGAGUACUUAAUAUGUUACAUAACACUGGCCAUAAACAGUUUUAUUUCCUACAGCAUUAUUACUAAUUCAUGGAAAAUGAAAAUCAAACACUGUGAUGAGAACUUCAAAAUGUACAUACAAAUAUAGACAAAGAAUGAGUAGAUAAGAUAUUUUCACUUUAUUUCAUUUAGAAAAGAAUUGGCUUUUUGAGUUUGUAGCUUAGGCUUUUAAGAAAAGUUUUAUUUACUUUAACCCACAAAGAAUUUUUUUUUUCCUAUACAAGGGAUUGAACUCAGGACCUUU